AUGUUUGAAGAUCCCGUAGCAGAUGUCAUAAUUGGUAAUGUUGAUGAAGCAAAGAAAGUGCAUAGUAUUAAUGCAGUAACAAGAGCCAUGACUAAUACUAGCAUGACUCAUUCAGAAUCCCCAAAUAAUAAUACCCUGUUGGAUUUAGAAAGGUACACUACCACAUGUGAAGACUUCAAAUUAGAACAGGAACAAGAUCCUUCGUUGAGACAACCAUGGAGUAAAGCUAAUGAUAAUACAUUGGAUGUCAAGAGAAAAGGAACAGCAUCCUUCCUAAUUAAAAACGGACUCCUUUACAGGGAAUUUCAAUAUCAGGGUCAGCCUGAUUUGAUACAACAACAACUCGUUGUCCCACUUUCUAAACGCAAAGUAGUACUAGAGAUUGCACAUUCAUCUCCUCUAGCGGGGCAUAUGUCUAUCAAUAAGACAAAAACAAGAAUAUUUUCAAACUUCUUUUGGCCAGGGGCCGAUAAAGAUAUAAAACAAUUUGUGAGAUCAUGCCCCGUCUGUCAAAAGGCUCGCCCACCCGGAAAGUGCGGUAGAGCAGAACUAGGAGUUAUGAAUGUUGUUACAACUCCAUUCGCAAAAAUAGCCAUUGACAUCGUCGGACCAUUAGAACUGACAGACAGAAAAAAUAUGUAUAUCUUAACACUGGUAGAUAUGGCUACCAGAUGGCCAGAAGCGAUUCCUUUACCUAACGUAAACACCUCUACUGUUAUUGAAGCCCUCAGUAAUAUCUUUGCUAGAAUCGGAUUCCCAGAACACAUCCUGAGUGACAAUGGGCCGCAGUUUAAGUCUGAACUGUAUGAACAGGUGUGCCGGUUCUUCCACAUAAAAGUUGUAAAGUCUACACCAUAUCACCCGAGCUCUAACGGAAGGGUUGAAAGACUAAAUGGGUCUCUAAAGAAUAUGCUGAUUAAAGUGGCAGAGAAGGACCCUAGAAAUUGGGACAGAUUUAUAAACGCUACCCUUUUUGCUUAUAGAGAAAUUCCAAACGCCACCACAGGUGUAUCUCCUUAUGAAAUGGUCUACGGCAGAAAAGUAAGGGGACCUAUGUCUAUUAUUAAGAACUUGUUCACAAAUGAAUUUAUAGAACGGGAAACGAGAAAUGUAUACGAAUAUCUCCUUGACUUGAAAAAUCGCCUUGGCACAACAUUAAGAGUCGCUCUUUCCAAUGACACCAAACAUACGAAGGAGUACAAAAAAUAUUACGACAAGCACAGUACUAAGAAAAUAAUUUUAGAAGGAGACUUUGUUCUUGUACUAAAACCACACAGACAAAAUAAACUGUCCAUGUAUUGGGACGGACCGUACAAAGUAGAGAGGAAAAAUUCCAACCUGAAUUACACCAUUAGGAAAGGAAACAAACUAAAAGUGUACCACAUAAACAGAUUAGCAAAAUACCACGAUAGGUCAGACGAAGUUAGUGAAAACAAACAGGACCAAUUAAUAACAGCCUGCAUCGCAGCUGUCAUCAAUGACGCAGAGGAAGAUCAAGAUGGACAAAAAUUGGAUAACGGGUUAGAAAAUUUACCUACUUUUGAAGUCACCGAAAAUAUUGGUCUGCAGCAUGUUAAAAUUAACAAGGAACUUAACGAUUCGCAACACAAUAAUAUAGUUCAGGUUAUAAAACAAUUUCAAGAAAUAAUAACAGACAUCCCCGGAAAGGCUAAAGUUAAAGAGUUCAGAAUAGAAGUCACGUCAGACAAGCCUAUCAACCUAAAGCCAUAUACGGUCCCUAUCCAUAUGAGGGAAAAUUUAGAUAAGGAAAUAGAAAAUAUGUUAAAAUUUGACAUAAUAGAAGAAUCAGAGUCACCAUAUGCGUCUCCCGUCGUGCUAAUUAAGAAAAAGGAUUCAUCGCUAAGGUUAUGCGUAGACUAUAGGCGGUUAAACGCAAUCACUAGGUUCGAUGCCGAAGUAAUUCCAGACCCAGAAGAUUUGUUUGUUCAAGUACACAAGGCUAAAUACUUCACAAAGGUUGAUUUAACGAAAGGAUUUUGGCAGCUGCCCAUAGAGGAAAGUAGCCGUAAAUAUACUGCUUUUAAGGUCCCUAAUGGACACUUUCAGUUUAAAUACGUCCCCUUCGGUCUUGCUAACAGUCCAAGUUUUUUUAAUAGAACGAUUCGUAAUGUCUUACAAGGAUUAUCAAAUGUUAUUUUCUAUUUUGAUGACAUACUUAUUUAUAAUGAUGACUGGGAAAGCCAUUUGAUGUCCGUACAGCAAGUAAUGACUAGACUUAGGGAUUAUGGACUUACAGUUAAACCAGAGAAAUUGGAGCUGGGAUUCUUUAAAAUCACCUUUUUGGGUCAUGUUGUUGGCGGGGGUAAAAUGGAACCAGACCCCAAAAAUCUGGAAAGGAUUAUGGGCCUUAGGCCCCCCACAAAUAAGAAAGAAGUUAGAUCCAUUUUAGGCAUAGCUAGUUAUUACAGUAAGUUCAUUCCAUCUUUCGCUGAUAUUGUAUUUCCCCUCACCCAAUUGCUGAGAAAGGGAACGCCCACGAGGGUCACCUGGAGUCCCGAGUGCGACUUGGCAUUGAAGAAGAUUCAGUCUUGCCUGUCCUCUUCCCCUAUUUUAAUACUACCAAACCCUAACAAACCUUUUAUUAUUCAAACAGAUGCAUCCGACAAGGGAAUAGCUUGUUGCUUGUUACAGCAGGUGGACGGCAUCCUUCACCCUAUAAAGUACCUGAGCAGAAAGCUCUUGCCUAGAGAGCGGCAUUAUGCCAUCAUUGAGCGGGAAUGUUUGGCGAUCGUCUGGAGUGUCCAACGUCUAGACAGGUAUCUCUGUGGAACUAAGUUCACUAUUCAGUGCGACCACAGACCAUUGUCUUACUUGAAGUCUUGUAAAUUUCAAAAUAAUCGAAUCUGCCGUUGGUCUCUUAUGCUUCAAAACUUCAAUUUUGAUAUUGUACACAUUGAAGGCCGCAAUAAUUUCCUAGCAGACACUCUGUCAAGACUAACCUAG
Biomphalaria glabrata is the source of this 2964-nucleotide messenger RNA. RefSeq lists its product as uncharacterized. Gene Ontology annotation, biological process: DNA integration. Lineage: Eukaryota; Metazoa; Mollusca; Gastropoda; Planorbidae. Bases 1 to 2964 code for a protein of 987 amino acids. Gene Ontology annotation, molecular function: nucleic acid binding. The record is from RefSeq and is a predicted model, not a curated record. The transcript has a single exon.